Molecule: messenger RNA, 543 nt
Organism: Thermothelomyces thermophilus ATCC 42464
Lineage: Eukaryota; Fungi; Ascomycota; Sordariomycetes; Sordariales; Chaetomiaceae
Exons: 2
Coding region: 1-543 (180 amino acids)
Source: RefSeq, a predicted model, not a curated record
AUGGACAUGGAUAAACCUACCGAAACGAUCGCCUUUGAUUUCGACCCCAUGGAUAUUGAUAAACCCACUGUAGCCGCCCCUAUCGAUUUCGACCCCAUGGAUAUUGAUGAACCCACUGCAGCCGCCGCUGUCGAUUUCGACCCCAUGGAGAUUGACGGACCAGCUGAAUUAAACACCGAUAGGACCCGUUCCGGAAAGAACGCAUUCGGUUGUCACUCCGAGUCCAUUAACCACCAAGACACCAAAGGGUGCCCAACUUCGCCAGACCUCGACAAAGUCGAAGUUUAUAGUCUCGAGCAGAUUGCUCGGGAUUAUCCCCCUCUCAGCUCCGAUGAGAGCUCCAGCGACGGCAUAGACGAGGACUCCGGCGGCAGCUCUGGUAAUGGCUCUGGUGACGGCAUGGACGAAGACUCCGGCUCUGGUGACGGCUCUGGCGACUGCAUGGACGAGGACUCCAGCGGCGGCUCUGGUGAUAGCUCCGGUGACGGCCCUAGUCCCGGCUUGGUUUCAGACUCGACUUCAAUAACAACAAGGUUAACCUAA